CAGCCUGGAUAUACUGGAAAUGGACAAAAUUGCACAGGUAAAUUCGGAAAAGCAAGGAAAUGCGAUCAUGGAUGAUUUAUUUUAGUUCGUUCUUUCUUUUUUUGUAUAUAUAACGUGUUUUGUGCUCCCGUAGCAAAACAAGAGCAGUUUAAAACGUAUGUUUUAGAUAACACAGUAAAGGCUUAUGCCACGGCAAUAUUUGCAUAAUUCUGAAAUCCCAUUUUUACAUCUGUGGUUUCAUAGACAUUGACGAGUGUAAAGGAAACCACUCUUGUCAUGAGAAUGCAAACUGCACCAACACCAAUGGAUCACACGUAUGCGAUUGUCAGCCUGGAUAUACUGGAAAUGGACAAAAUUGCACAGGUAAAUUAGGAAUAGCAAGGAAAUGCGGCCAUGGAUGAUUUAUUAUAGUUCUUUCUUUCUUUUUUUGUAUAUAUAACGUGUUUUGUGCUCCCGUUGCAAAACAAGAGCAAUUUAUAGCGUAUGCUUUAGAUAGUCUUUGCCGUAGCAGAGAAAAAAAUUGAAAAAUACCGGUUUGAAUUGUAGGUCCAACCCAAGAAUCGCAUGAAACAAAAAAAUUGCAAACGAGUAUUCCACUUUUUUUCACAUACAUGUACAUGUAUGACUUUUGAAUAAAACACAAAUCCCGUUUUUCAUUCUUUUCUCUUUUUUUUUUUUUUUUUGACAGAUAUUGACGAAUGCAAAACAUAUCCCUACAAAUGUCACGUAAAUGCUCUUUGUAACAACAUGCACGGAUCACACGUUUGCACAUGCAAACCUGGAUAUACUGGAGAUGGACGCAACUGUACAGGUACAGUCAAUAAUCUCAGGAGUCUUCAAGUGUUCUUUAGUUGCUGAAAGUGGCGUGAAUUUCUCUCAUUGUAUAAGGUGCUGAAUCUUAGAAUCUAAGAAAAAUUUCUUACUAUAUUUCAUUGAGCGUGUGUAAAGUAUUCCUCGUUUGCUCGUUUGUAUAUUUUCCUUCUGUUUUGUUUUGGUUUGUCUGCUUGUUUGUUUUUUUUGUUUGUAUGUUUUUUUUGUAUUUAAUUUUGUAUUUAAUUUUGUUUUUUUGUUUUAUUUGUUUCAUUUUUUUUAUUUACCGUGAAUGUUCGACGCCUUUCCAUUGCAAAAUAAGAGCAGUUCAUUUGUAUGUCGAAUGCUUAAUAUAGUAAAGUUAAGGUGAGCUCAGAAAUAAUAGCUUACUUGAAAGGUACGACAAGAGACCACUAAAAGCAGGAAGCUACAAAUAAAUUGAGGUUUUUGUGAAUUGCUAAGUUCCUAUGGCUCUUUGAUAGAAACCAAAAUGCUUAUGUCUUUAGUUAAAAUUAUUAUUUUGUCUUUUUUCCUUUUUUUUUUUUUCUGACAAAUAUUGACGAAUACAAAACAUACCCCGGUAAAUGUCAAGUAAAUGCUACUUGUAACAACACACACCAGAUGCAAACCUGGAUAUACUGGAGAUGGACGCACCUUUUUUGCUGUUUUUGUUGUUGUUUUCUGUUUUAAUACCGUGGAAAGCCAAAAUUUAAUUUUUAUAACGUAGGGGGAGGAGUUAACCCUAAAACUCUUGUAGUGCUAGUUUACUUGUUUUCUCGUUUGAAGAAAUCUUGAUCUCUUGUUUUCGCAAUCCAGUAAAGGGUUCACAACAGCCACGGCUUGCAUCUUUAACAAGGUAAUUUGUGAUGCACAGCAAAUGCUACAUAAUUGUGAGAUCCUUUUCCUAUCUGUGAUUACUUAGAUGUUGACGAGUGUAAAGGAAACCACUUUUGUCACAAGAAUGCGAAAUGUACGAACACCAUUGGAUCACAUGUAUGUGAAUGUCAGCCUGGCUAUACUGGAAAUAGACAAAAUUGCACAGGUGAAUUUCAUAGAUUUUAUUUAACUAAUAGGGAAGCCUUGACUGUGCUCUGUUUAAUUAUUUUAGGUCGUGCAUGGGAGAUUUCUUUUAGUUCGUUGUCAUUGUUUAUGCACUACGAUGUAUACAUGGCUGAUCGAUUGCUAAUCGCUUCAUAUUCUAGUUUACGCCCGAUUUUUGAUGCAUAAGAUUUUGCUCUUCAUGUAAGAAACGUUGGUGUUAUCAAAAUUUCGAGUAUUACAUUUUGUGAUAUUUAGUUUGUUCAUUCUUGUAAAGACUAUGAUUCACUCAAUCUUGGUCGUAACGUAAUAAAGUAUGCUUGUUUUCUUUCAGACAUUGACGAAUGUAAGGAGGGUCAUAAUAUUAAAAUGAAUGAAUGUUAUCAUAAUGCCUAUUGCAUUGAUACUCAGAGCUCAUGCCACUACUCAGUUUAAUUCCACAAACACUGAGAAUGGUUUGAAUGCGAUCGUGUGUUUGUUAUGUCACAAAAUUUUUAACGCGCCAAUGCAGUAUUGGAUAAAACCUAACCUUUUGCUUUUUCUGGUGGCCAUUGUCGUCCAACUGAAAUUCAGAUCCUGCUGAAUUAAUUUGGAUUUCCAUUAUGACUGAUAUACUGACCUACAAACGGGCUACUUGAUCUUUCACUAUAGAUGCAUAGUCAUUGUUCAUGUACACGACAGGUUUCGCUACUGAUUGGCAAGCUGUCAGAAUUAUAGGACUUCACAAAAGAUCUUAAACCACUGGUCCUUAUGACCAAACUCCUGUUGCAAUUAUUAUUUUACUUAUUAAUUUUACUUAGCCGAUCUUUGCUAUCAUUAUAAAAACCUGAGUACAGCCGAUCGAAAUAGAAUAAAUUAAACACCGCUAUCUGGACCGCUGUUGUAUGACAAUUCACUCGAACUGAUUGACUUAAAAAAAAUGUCAACAACAAAAAAAUUAUCCUUGAUACUACAAACUUUUUUUUUUAAUUUAUAGCCGACCCAUGUUAUAAUUAUCAAAACCUGAGUGAUGCCAAUAGAAAGGAGAGUUACGCUACACCGAAAUAUGGACAAUCGUUAUGUGACAACUUACUCCCUGAGGGAUGGCAUCGUUUUGUGGGAGCUGCAGGAACAAAAAUGCCAGUAAGACGUGUGCCAGCAUUCAGUUGUGGUACAGACUGGUCAGGCUGGUUGGAUGGUGCUCAGCCUAAAGUGGAAGAUGGUGAAGUUCGUAGGAAGGUCUGUUUUAGUGAUCGCUCUACUGGUUGCAAACACUCAACAUAUAUUUUUGUAAAAAACUGUGGACCCUACUUCAUCUACAAACUUUACCCUUUCACGGUUUGUCCCUCACGCUACUGUGUUACAGACUGA
This is a messenger RNA of Pocillopora meandrina, 3198 nucleotides long. NCBI's taxonomy places the organism in Eukaryota, Metazoa, Cnidaria, Anthozoa, Scleractinia, Pocilloporidae. The record is from the annotation of a GenBank genome assembly.